Molecule: messenger RNA, 969 nt
Organism: Cryptococcus wingfieldii CBS 7118
Lineage: Eukaryota; Fungi; Basidiomycota; Tremellomycetes; Tremellales; Cryptococcaceae
Exons: 5
Coding region: 1-969 (322 amino acids)
Source: RefSeq, a predicted model, not a curated record
AUGCCCACCGCAGACAGCUCAAACUAUGCCGCAGUAGCAAAGCACGACGACGAGGCCGCCUCGCACACCCAGCCAGAGGCAUAUGAAGCCGACCUCCGGGUCUCAGUCAAAGCUCUGCGUAUAGCUGCCGCCGUCGAGCGGUCAAAGACAGAGUACAAACCAGAGCAUGCGUACACUGAAAGAAAGUGGCUGAAGCCAGAAGCAUACAGCGAGCAUCCACCAGCCUCAAAGUCUCAGGUAGACAGGCAGCGGCUAGGUGAGUCGUCCGAUUUUUCUCCUGCUCAAGAGUAUGCGGCCAGUAGCUUGUACUUCUCGGACCCACCGGAUUACUCUGGAGCUCUCGAGCUUGUGCUGCUCAAAUUUGACUCUAGUCCCAAAGCAAAACCUCUCGGUGGCCUAUCUCGCGAGCUGCUGGACAUUGGCUUGAAUGCGUCCAUCAAAUGCGGAGACAAGGAAAAGGCUCUGUUGCUGGCGAACAGCAGCAAAACUAUUUGGAAGGGCCAGUUUGCCGGCGUGGCCGCCAUUGCUGCAGAUGCCUACAUGUCAGCACUCCACUACCACGAGGCUGUCAAGCCGCUGCUCAUGACUCUAGCAGCUUUCGGAAUCCACUAUCCCAUCAUCUCCCGCCUUUCCCAGGCGCUUCAGAGAAUACUAGAAGACCGAGCUGUCAUUCGCCCGGCAACCAACCACCUUCAUGUUAUGGUAAAUCGAGCAAUGUUCCACAGGAAGGCGUCAUUUGAGCGGCCGAUCUUUCGAGAAGAGGCCGACCCAGCGUCAAAGUCAGAUAUAGCGAGCGAUCAGCCAGCAAUAGACGAAGGCAUCGCCAGAGACCCUCUCGAUACCGAAGCUGUUGCGCUGGAGCUGGAGAUGGAUGCGGAAACAAAGGCAGCCCUGAAGGCCUGCUGGAAGCGAAUGGCAAGGGGCUUGGAAGUAGAAAUGGAGCCGGACAAGUCGGUCAAAGAGCUGUAA